Molecule: messenger RNA, 1253 nt
Organism: Carassius carassius (crucian carp)
Lineage: Eukaryota; Metazoa; Chordata; Actinopteri; Cypriniformes; Cyprinidae
Product: ADP-ribosylation factor-like protein 11
Exons: 1
Coding region: 392-922 (176 amino acids)
Biological process (GO): intracellular protein transport; vesicle-mediated transport
Cellular component (GO): cytoplasm
Molecular function (GO): GTP binding; GTPase activity
Source: RefSeq, a predicted model, not a curated record
UAAUGUAGGUCUAGGUUAGGUUUAAAGGGUAGGGUCGACAGUGUAACUAAUAAUUACAUGAAAUUAAUUACAUGAAUAACUGGUAACUACACUCCGGAUUUGUGAAAAACACUGUAUACAAUAAAUUCAUUAUAUAUAUUUAUUAAUUUUAAUGUUGGCAUAGGUAAAGACACAAUAUAAAGUGGGUCCAUUAUUAUUGUUGUUAUUAUUAUAUUCUUCUUCUAUUUUAGUAGUGGCACCCUCAGUCCUCAGCUGUAGUUUCAGCUACGUAUAUCCGUUAACAUACUUUCGCUUCUGCUUAGCAUACGCACAUAAAACAAAGAGUGCAAUCAAAGACUCCACCAAAUGCCAGUCUGACCCUGCCAAGAUACAAACAAGAGUCCGAAUCAGGAUGGGCGCCAUUACGUCUAAACAGGAUAAACGGACUCCACGUGUUCUCCUCAUGGGCUUGGAUUCGGCUGGAAAAUCGACUUUGCUGUACAGGCAGCAGCGUGGUGUGGUGAUGGAGACCUCGCCUACUGUGGGCUUCAAUGUUGCGACUGUACAGCUGGACAAGAAGACCUCACUGACCGUGUGGGAUGUUGGGGGACAAGGAAACAUGAGGCCCAAUUGGAAAUACUACCUAGAGGAGUGUAAGGUUUUGGUCUUCGUGGUGGACAGCAGUGAUCAUGCCAGGAUGGCUGAAGCUCAGAAAGCCCUGAAGAAGAUUCUGAGUGAUGAACAUUUGAAAGGAGUUCCCCUGAUGGUGCUAGCAAACAAAAAUGAUCUGCCAAACUCAAUGACUAUUAGAGAGGUGUCUACAUUGCUGGAGCUGGAUAGUUACACAAAUCGGGUGUGGGAGAUCCAAGCUUGCAGCGCCCUGAAGGGACUGGGUAUCCAACAAGCCUUUCUCUCUAUAGCUAAGCUAAUGCACAAAGGAUAAGUAAGAUGCUAUCUAGCUGACCACGGAAUACAAAGAAUGCAAACUUGACUUCAGUAGAACCUCAAUAACAAGCAAAAUUAAGAGGUUUGAUCAUGGCACUAUCACUCUAAAACUAGACCAAGAAUGUUGAGAAACUAAUUGACUGAUUUAACUACUGCACUUGUUCACAGUUGCUGUUAUUUGCUGUAAAUAGUUUGUUUAUCUUUUUGUGCUUGUCUUCAUGUUCUGCACUUCAAGCAUGUGUACUGGAAUCAAACAUCUUUUCCUGCGUAAUUGCAUGCUAUGUUGCUGUGUCCAGAUUAAUUUGGCAACUAAAGUGAUUUUGAUGAGA